AUGCCCAACAUCACGCACGCGCGCACUCGCACUCGCACACGCACUCGCACGCACGCACACGCACUCGCACGCACUCGCUCACAGCACGUGUACGUGUACGAUGUGACGCUGUCGUCAGUUGUGUCCACAGUCGAGCUCCCGACUCCGGUCCUCGACACCGCGUACUCGGCCGAUGGAGCUCAUCUCGCGGCGGCCACGCUCGAAGGAGUGCUCGCGGUCGCCGACGUCUCGCGCCCGGCUGCCGCUCCGGUCGCCUCGCUGAUGGCGCCGGCAGCUGGCGAGGCCAUGUCACAAGUGGCUUAUGCUGGCGAGGCCGCUGCUUUCGUCACCGGGUCGUGGGACGGCUCGCUGGGGAUGUGGGACCCGCGCGUCGGCGUCCGCUCGGCCUCGGCCUCGGCGCCCGGCAAGGUCUAUGCGCUGGAUAUCUCAGGUCACCGCGUCGUCGCUGCCACUGCCGGUCGCCACGUCUACGUCUACGACGUGCGCAACUUUAGCGAGCCGGUUCAGAAGCGCGAAUCGUCGCUCAAGCACCAGACCCGCGCCGUCGCCGCCUCGCCGUCCGGCGACGGCUUUGCUCUCUCCUCCAUCGAGGGCCGCGUCGCCAUCGAGUACUUUGACCCCGAGCCCGCCAUCCAGGCACGCAAGUUUGCCUUCAAAUGCCACCGCGCAAAGCCCGAUCCGGUCAAGGGCACCCCGGCCAUCGCCUAUCCGGUCAACGCCCUCGCCUUCCACCCGACCCACGGCACGCUCGCCACCGGCGGCUGUGACGCCUGCAUCAAUGUGUGGGACCCGGCCCACAAGCGCCGGCUUGCCUCCUUUGGCCCGUUUCAGACUUCGCUCGCCGCCCUCGCCUUCUCGCCCUCGGGCGACGCACUCGCUCUCGCCACCUCGUACACCUUUGAGCUCGGUGAGCGCGACGCCCCGCCCGACGCCAUCUUUGUCAUGCCUGUCACCGACGCAAAGUUCAAGUCACGCGGGCCCAAGGGCAAGAAGAAGUAG
Thecamonas trahens ATCC 50062 is the source of this 999-nucleotide messenger RNA. Its product is annotated as mitotic checkpoint protein BUB3. Gene Ontology annotation, biological process: mitotic spindle assembly checkpoint signaling. Gene Ontology annotation, molecular function: ubiquitin binding. The record is from RefSeq and is a predicted model, not a curated record. Gene Ontology annotation, cellular component: mitotic checkpoint complex; kinetochore; bub1-bub3 complex. NCBI's taxonomy places the organism in Eukaryota, Apusomonadida, Apusomonadidae. The coding region runs from base 1 to 999 and encodes 332 amino acids. The transcript has a single exon.